GAAAUGUAUGACUAUUUGUGUAAAUACGAUAAAGAUCAAAAACUCUGGACCAGUGCUAAGAGACAUGAAUUCUACAAUGAAAAUGUCUCAGCCGGAGAAUUAGCAUUUCAUAACAUGCGCAAUAUAAAUCCCUCGGAAGUCAUGCAAAUUAGCGAUUCCGAGGGCACGAUAUUAACUUAUGGCUCCGCUUUAACUUCGGCCAUAAGAAUAGCACAACAUUUUGAGACGAUCGGCUUAACAGAAGAUGAUAUGGUGAGUAUUUUUGCUCCCAAUACAACAUAUGUUAUGCCUGUGGCCUUGGCAGCUUGGUUCAAUGGUACUGCUUUCCAGCCCAUGAAUACAGUAAUGGAAACAAAUGUUUGUGUGCAAAUUUUCGAUAAAAUUAAACCCAAGAUUAUAUUCUGUGAUGGUUUACAUUAUGAAAAGUUGAAAAAGGCGGCGGUCGCUUUUAAACCAACUAUUUAUACAAUCUGUAAUCAUUUGGAUAAUGUGCCACGAAUCGAGGAACUGUUAGAGCCUACAAAAAGUGAACAAUAUUACAAACCCAAACCUUUAACACGAGGUCCCACUCAAACUAUGGUUGUUAUGCAUUCAUCCGGCACGACAGGCUUACCCAAGGGAAUAUGUGUAUCAAAUCGUUAUGUUCUAGCAGAUUUUACUGUAACCUAUCAAUAUGAUACAAUAUUCUCCACCAGCAGCGUAGAUUGGUUAAGUGGUCUAAUGACUCUCUGUGUCAAUGUUUUGAUAGGGGGCUUAAGAGUCAUUACUAGCAAACCCUAUUCAGCGGAAUAUUUACAUGAAAUUAUUACCAAAUACAAAAUUAGUGUCUUGAUCACCAAUCCCUCGGUCAUGUUGGAAUUAACUUCAUUGCCCUGCUACUCCAAGGAAACCAUGAAGAGUGUGCGUACUUUAAUUUUGGGAGGCUCUUCGUGUCCAGAAAAGACUCAAAAUCUUAUACGUUCCACUUUAAUAAAUGGUCAAUUGUAUUGUGGUUAUGGCAGCACUGAAAUGGGCGUUAUUACGCUUAAUAAUAGCAAUUAUAAAUCAAAAUCGGUGGGUCAAAUUUUACCCAAUUUUGAAAUGAAAAUUGUGGAUACCAGCACAGGCGAACGUUUGGGUCCUAAUGAAAAAGGUGAGGUCUGUCUGCGUAAAACUAAUGAUGAAUGGCUGGGAUAUUAUAAUAAUCCUGAGGCAAAUAAAUCUGCAAUAGAUAGCGAAGGCUUUCUUCGCACUGGCGACUUGGGUUAUGUGGAUGAUGAACAUUAUUUGUUUAUAGUGGAUCGUUGUCGUGAUGUUAUGAAAUAUUGGGGCUAUAAAUGGUCACCCCAUGAAAUAGAGGUAUUGGUCGCCGAAAUGCCCGAAGUUAAGGAAGUUUGUGCUUUUGGUGUUUACGAUGAUGUCAAAUUAUAUGUACCUGCUGCAGCAGUGGUAGUAAAACCGGGCUGCUCUCUAACGGCACAAGAUGUGGUGGAAUUUAUGAAACGUCGCAGUGAAGUCCAUUAUAAACAUUUAGAUGCUGGUGCUUUUAUUUUGAAGGAAUUACCACGUAACAGAAAUGGUAAAGUUGUAAGAGAGAAAGUCUUGGAAAUGUGUUUGGCAAUGAAGAAGGAAGAAAAUGAACAUGUGGAUAGAUAAAGCCAAUUGAAUAGAUAUAACUUAGUUUUUAUUAUAUUAUAGAAUUUUUAAACUAAAUUUUAA
This is a messenger RNA of Lucilia sericata (common green bottle fly), 1698 nucleotides long. Its product is annotated as probable 4-coumarate--CoA ligase 1. Bases 4 to 1635 code for a protein of 543 amino acids. Gene Ontology annotation, molecular function: long-chain fatty acid-CoA ligase activity. The transcript has 4 exons. NCBI's taxonomy places the organism in Eukaryota, Metazoa, Arthropoda, Insecta, Diptera, Calliphoridae. Gene Ontology annotation, biological process: fatty-acyl-CoA biosynthetic process; long-chain fatty acid metabolic process. The record is from RefSeq and is a predicted model, not a curated record.